Molecule: messenger RNA, 3153 nt
Organism: Baudoinia panamericana UAMH 10762
Lineage: Eukaryota; Fungi; Ascomycota; Dothideomycetes; Mycosphaerellales; Teratosphaeriaceae
Exons: 3
Coding region: 279-3011 (910 amino acids)
Biological process (GO): regulation of DNA-templated transcription; DNA-templated transcription
Molecular function (GO): DNA-binding transcription factor activity, RNA polymerase II-specific; DNA binding; zinc ion binding
Source: RefSeq, a predicted model, not a curated record
CGGCGCACGAAUGCCGGUAGAUCUCAUCCAUGUCGAAGCAUGAGGGAGGAUGGCUGUGAAUAGUGUUAUUCGCGCAUGCAAUCGCUGCGUCGAAGGCGACCAUGUCGAUUUCUGCUGACGGCCUUGACCUGUUCGACAUCAAUCACCUGCAAGCCGGCAUCAUCGUCACCGAGCGGGCUUCAACCACAGGCCUGGACCUGCUGACACAUCUCCGAGGAGAAAGACCUUUGCGACCUCCACUCGAAGCUGCAAGGGCUGCUGAUGUUCGAUCGUAAACCAUGGAUGCCGUGGAGAGUAGUAGCGCAGGACAGAGCGAUGUGACACACGAUUUCACCUCGGCGGCGACGCUGAGCCCGGUAUCAACAACGCCGGUGAAGGCUCGCCAGCGGAGUCGGCGCAAGAACACGGAGGAGACGGAGGAGGAUGCGUCGAAGAGGAGAUGCGUUAGCACCGCCUGCAUCGCUUGUAGGAAGCGCAAGAGCAAGUGCGAUGGCGCAACACCCGCGUGUGCAGCCUGUUCGCAGGUGUAUGGUACAGACUGCAUCUACGAUCCUAAUUCGGACCAUCGGCGGAAGGGCGUCUACAAGAACAACGACCUGGACAACGUAAAGACGAGGAACACCACUUUGCACACCAUCGUACAAGCAAUCCUUAACUCUUCCGAAGAGGAUGUACCGGCUCUGGUGCGUGAGAUACGGACGUGUGAAAGCUUGGAUGCGGUAGCAGAGAAGAUCGUGGCCAAAGAACAUGGCAUCAGCCUGGAAGACGAUGAUGACACCUUCGAUGUCGCCGACACCAAUGGAUUCUCAGGCCCGACCUUUGAGACCCAGUUGUAUGGCAAGAUGGGCGACCUCCGGCUUGACGAGGGCUCCGUGCGGUACAUUGGCGGCACCUCCAACCUGAUACACCUCGCAUCGGAAGACUCGACCGAUAACGUGGACGAGUAUACGCAGCAAGACGAUCCGAUAACAUCAUGGACCGAUGUAACCGACGACACCGAUCUUGUGGUCCAUCUACUCAAUAUGUACUUUACCUGGCACUAUACAUUCUUCACCACGCUAUCGAAAACACUGUUCUACCGUGACUUUUUACUGGGCAAGCCACCUGCGACCGCGAAGCGAAAGACGUACUAUUGCUCUCCGUUGCUGGUCAACGCCAUUCUGUCCCUCGGCUGCCACUUCACCUCCCACGCCGGAGCGCGAGAGAACCCGGAAGACUCCGCCACCGCUGGCGACCACUUCUUCAAGGAGGCGAAGCGGCUGAUUAUGGAGAAUGACGAGCAUGAGAAGCCCAGACUGACGACUGUUCAGGCGCUUGCACUCAUGUCUGUGCGCGAGGCAGGUUGCGGCCGUGAAGCUAAAGGCUGGGUUUACAGUGGUAUGUCCUUCCGCAUGGCGUGCGAUAUGGGUCUCAAUCUUGACUCUGGCCGCCUCACGAGUAACAAAGCAGUCAAUGGCGAUGAGGCUGAAGAGGAUGUUCGGCGGGUUACGUUCUGGGGGUGCUUUCUCUUCGACAAGUGCUGGUCCAAUUACCUCGGCCGUUUGCCUCAGCUACCCACGUCUAUCAUCACCGUGCCGAAGGUUGAAGUGUUUCCGGACGAAGAUGCGUCGCAGUGGAGUCCGUAUUCCGACUCUGGAUUCAUGCAAGCCCACUCCCAGCCGGCACGGACACGCGCGGUCUCGCUGCAGAUUACGAAGCUCUGCGAGAUCAGCAACGACCUCAUGCGGUACUUCUAUAACCCGACGGAUAUGGAGAAGACGAAGGGAAAGGCGGCAGAGCUGAAGAAGCUGUCGGACAUUCACACGAGGCUUGAGGCUUGGCGGCGAGAGCUGCCGAAGGAGAUGGAACCGAAAGAGGGUGGGUUGUCGAGCGUGUUGGUGAUGCACAUGUUCUUUCAGCUUCUGUUCAUCCACCUUUUCCGACCAUUCUUAAAGUACACCCAAGCAACCUCGCCCUUACCAGCAAACGUCAGCCCUCGGAAGCUCUGCACACAGUCUGCGGGUAUGAUAUCCAAACUUAUGCGACUGUAUAAGCGAUCACACGGUCUACGACAGAUCUGCAACGUCGCCGUCUAUAUCGCUCACUCAGCCUGUACCAUCCAUCUCCUCAACCUUCCGGAUAAGAACGCCCGACGCGACAUCAUCCACGGCGUCAAGCAUCUCGAAGAGAUCGCGGAAGGAUGGCUGUGCGCUCGAAGAACGCUAGCCAUCCUCAGCACACUCGCCCGCAAAUGGAACGUCGAGAUGCCAGACGAAGCAGCAGCGGUACUCGCGCGCACAGACGCCAAAUUCGGCAGCUACGCCGGGGACAUCCAAUCACCGCGCGUGCAACGACGCCAACCCAUCCAAGACCAAUUCAUGCCGCCCCCGCCGCAGAUGGCAAUGCAACCGGCGCUGCCCACCACCCAGCCGCCAAUGAACGGCUACUUCACUUCCGCGCAGUUCCCAGCCGUGCUGGCAAACGCCGGCGGCGGGCCCCCGCCAAGCAAUGCAGCCCUGGUACGAACACUCAGCGACGCCUACGCGUUGCCGUUGCCACCCGCCGACGCCUCGAGCUUACGAGAGACACAGUACCCCUCCGCGGCCGCCACGCCUGCCAGCUCCGCCCAGCUCAAGCACCGCGCCCGCGGCUCCAACGCUACUAAUCGGUCUGUUGGUAGCCCCAGCGAUAUGUUUGGGGGUGUGGAGCAACUCAUCCGCGAUAGUCAGGAUUGGGUGUACCGUGAUCAAGCGCAGUUUGCGAGUGGGUUUGGCAACUGGACUGUGGAUCCGCUUACUUGGGCGGGCGGGGCGACGCCGAGUAUUGUGGCGAAUGGGGGCCCCGUGGCUAUGCCGCAGGGGCAGCAGAGCUUCUCGCCGACUAGUAUGCCGAAUGGCAAUGGUGGGCAGAUGAUGGGGAAUGGGGUUGGCGGAGGAGGAAGUGGCAGUGGUGCGAAUGGGUAUGGGAUGAGCAGUUGGUUGAAUGGGGUCAACCCGUUCUAUACGUAUGAUGAGAACGAAUGGUAUCAAUGACGGAUGGCAGUGUAGCAGAGCGAGGAGUUGGUCGGAAGGGCGUUACAUAGAUAUAUCUGGGUGGUACGCUUGCGGCGAGUCAUCUCGCCGUAUCAAUUUGAGGCUAUCUUGGGUCUCUCGCUUUGAAGCCACACCUCAUCUA